This is a messenger RNA of Camelus dromedarius (Arabian camel), 2001 nucleotides long. RefSeq names its product WD repeat domain 55 (gene WDR55). Bases 470 to 1618 code for a protein of 382 amino acids. The record is from RefSeq and is a predicted model, not a curated record. Gene Ontology annotation, molecular function: protein binding. The transcript has 7 exons. Lineage: Eukaryota; Metazoa; Chordata; Mammalia; Artiodactyla; Camelidae.
GUUGCUUACUGACUAAACUGGCUGCCGCUUGUCAUGGUCUUGGGCUUCACCAAGCCACGGACGACUGGCAUCCCCCUCUUCUAUCCCCAGGGCAGACGUCAUCCUUACUGAUUGCAGGAGGGAGUACCAAACUGUCAGCGUCUAUCAGGAUAAGCAGAAUGGACUUAAACGCAGUUCCUAACUUUACAUGAAGAGACCGAGAAGUGGACUGACGGUUGCGCCGUCUGGCCGGUCCUGGAACCCCCUCCAGGGCAACACAGGCAACAGACUGUGGUGCACGGCCUCCUCGGGUCGGUUCCACCCAUCAGCUGGGUCUGGCCCCGCCUUUUCCGGGUUACGGAGAACGCCCUGACGCCACAUCCGGUCCGGCCCCCAACCCGGAAGCGGUGCCCUGGGUCACUCCUCCCGCCGGGCGACUGGUUAUUGGGCUCACUGUGCAACUGCUGCGCGGCUAGGAAUCCUCCGAUGCAUGGACGGCACGUGUGAGGGAAGGCCCGCUGAGGAUGGGAGCGACGAGGACCCCGACUCCACGGAAGCCCCAGCUCGGAUCCGGGACACUCCGGAAGACAUCGUGCUGGAAGCUCCGGCCAGUGGGUUAGCGUUUCACCCGGCCCGCGAUCUCCUGGCAGCGGGGGACGUGGACGGGGAUGUGUUCGUCUUUUCCUACUCCUGCCAAGAGGGAGAAACCAAGGAGCUCUGGUCCUCAGGUCACCACCUCAAGUCCUGCCGAGCCGUUGUCUUCUCUGAAGAUGGGCAGAAACUUGUUACUGUCUCCAAGGACAAAGCCAUCCACAUUCUAGAUGUGGAGCAGGGCCGACUGGAAAGACGCAUUUCCAAGGCUCAUGGUGCCCCCAUCAACAGCCUGCUGCUGGUGGAUGAGAAUGUUCUGGCCACUGGGGAUGACACAGGUGGCAUCCGCCUAUGGGACCAGCGGAAGGAGGGCCCCUUAAUGGAUAUGCGGCAGCAUGAGGAGUAUAUCGCUGACAUGGCUCUGGACCCAGCCAAGAAGCUGCUGCUGACAGCCAGUGGGGAUGGUUGCCUUGGUGUCUUCAACAUCAAGCGACGCCGGUUCGAGUUGCUCUCAGAGCCACAGUCUGGAGACCUGACCUCUGUCACACUCAUGAAAUGUGGGAAGAAGGUGGCCUGUGGCUCCAGCGAAGGCACCAUCUACCUAUUCAACUGGAAUGGUUUUGGGGCCACAAGUGACCGCUUUGCCUUGAGAGCUGAGUCCAUCGACUGUAUGGUUCCGGUGACUGAGAGUCUGCUGUGUACCGGCUCUACUGAUGGAAUCAUCAGGGCUGUCAAUAUCCUGCCAAACCGAGUGGUAGGCAGUGUGGGCCAGCAUGCCGGGGAGCCUGUGGAGAAGCUGGCCCUCUCCCACUGUGGCCGCUUCCUGGCCAGCAGUGGCCAUGACCAGCGUCUCAAGUUUUGGGACAUGGCCCAGCUGCGGGCUGUGGUGGUGGAUGACUACCGUCGCCGCAAAAAAAAGGGAGGGCCGCUUCGAGCACUGAGCAGCAAGGCCUGGAGCACUGAUGACUUCUUUGCAGGACUGAGGGAGGAGGGAGUGGACUCCACAGUUCGGGAGGAAGAGAAGGAGAGUGAGGACGACAGUGACUGAGGGGAUGACCGAACCUCAGGAUUGGUUCUCAGUGGGCAAGAGUCUUACUUCCUGGGCUGGAUUCCCCAGAGAGGCUGGGAAUUUAAAAUACCCUAUUGUGCAUUAAAGAUGCACAGAGGGUCAGGACUCAGCAACAGAUGUGGGGAAGUACUUGCCCUGUAGUAGCUGUUCACUCCACCAGUGUUGAGAUAAACCCACAGCUGGGGUAAGACAGCACGGACACAGGUGUACACCAACCAGGGGUUUAAUAUAAAUACAACCAGCAUAGAAAAAGUCAAAACUACACAUACACCAAAACCAGAAUGCCAAGUGGUGGGGGCAAAGGCACAUUUCUGACCUUUUGGCUUAGCCAGCCUUCAAAUAAAAACAUCAACAAAGACAAA